Molecule: messenger RNA, 1146 nt
Organism: Closterium sp. NIES-65
Lineage: Eukaryota; Viridiplantae; Streptophyta; Zygnematophyceae; Desmidiales; Closteriaceae
Source: the annotation of a GenBank genome assembly
AUGGCAUGCCAGGUGUCGCUCAUGGGCGGCAGCAUUGGGUUGCUCAGCACAGAGGGUCACGGCACCACCCUGCACAUCGCUCUGCCCAUACCUGUUGCUGCUGCCACUGCUGCCCCAGCUGUGUGUGGUGACUCCUCUUCGGCCAGCGCAGAUCUUUCUGGGCCGGUGGCGGCUUGUGCUGCGUCUUCCUCUGCUGCUAUGAGGGAUGACACAACUUUCCCACAGGCAGUGGAGACAACGAGUGUGAAGGAUAGAUUGGAGGAGUUGCUGCAAGGCAAGGCGAUUCUGGUGGUGGACGACAACUCCAUCAACCAGCGGGGGGCAUGCCAUUUCCGUCCUUCCGUUCUCAUCCAAUUCGGGGCUCUAUCAGAUUUACCCCCUGUGUUGUGCAGGUGUGGUGGACGACAACUUGAUCAACCGUCUCUCAUAUGUUCUCUCUCUGUCAAUCCUCCCUCUCUAUCCAUCCACCAGGAGGUGGACGACAAUUUGAUGAACCGCCCUUCCGCUAUCAUCCCCUCACAAACCUCAGAUCCUCCCUGCCUCUAUGCAACAGGUGGUGGACAACAUCGCCAUCAACCGCAGGCCAUCUCUGUCCAUCCAUGCUCAUCCCCUCUCUCACACCCGUCCCUGUACCCCCUGUGCCCCCAGGUGGUGGAUGACAACGUGAUCAACCGGCGGGUGGUGGACGGCAAUCUGAUCAACCGGCGGGUGGCAGCGAGCACGCUGGCGCGGUACGGGGCGGAGGUGGCGCUGGCAGAGUCGGGCGAGGCGGCGCUGCGCCUGCUGCAGGCAACCCACUCCUUCCGCCUCGUGCUCAUGGACCUCCUCAUGCCCGGCCUUGAUGGCUUUCAAACUACUGCCCGCCUGCGCGCCUUUGAGUCCCAAGCCCACACUGCUCAAGGGGGGGUACAGGGGGGGCAGGGAACAGAGGAGUCGCAGUGCAUUCCAGAGGUGGGGGAGAAUGCGGCAGAGGGUAGUGAAGGGGGCUGGCAGUGUCAGCAGCGCGUUCAUGUGGUGGCCAUGUCAGCAGAUGUGGACGGCAGUGUUGCAGCCCGUGCUACAGAGGCUUGCAUGGAUGGUGCCGUGCAAAAGCCACUCAAUGAGAGAAUGCUGCUGCAGGUGCUUUCAACACUGAAUGGUUUGUAA